This is a messenger RNA of Lachnellula hyalina, 1614 nucleotides long. RefSeq names its product Adenylyl cyclase-associated protein (gene cap1). Gene Ontology annotation, biological process: regulation of adenylate cyclase activity; cytoskeleton organization. Gene Ontology annotation, molecular function: actin binding; adenylate cyclase binding. Lineage: Eukaryota; Fungi; Ascomycota; Leotiomycetes; Helotiales; Lachnaceae. The record is from RefSeq and is a predicted model, not a curated record. Bases 1 to 1614 code for a protein of 537 amino acids. Gene Ontology annotation, cellular component: cytoplasm. The transcript is spliced from 4 exons.
AUGGACGACAAAGUCUUGCCUACCGUUUCCAGGACGGAACUGACAGCGAUUAUCCAUAGGCUGGAAGCUGCCACCUCCAGGUUGGAAGACAUGGCAACGUCCUCAAUCGAAGCACCAAAACUGAAUGGCACUGCCCCUACACCUGCGCCGACAGGUCCCCUCCCUCCUCCUCCUACCAUCAGCCAGACCCCACCACAACCGCCAAAACCAGUGCAAGCACUGCUCCCAGAAGUGGUGGAAGAUUUUGAUACAUUCCUCGCCGGCACUGUUAAGAAAUUCGUGAACCUGAGUGAUGAAAUGGGAGGGGCAAUUGCUGAGCAGGCAUCGGGCGUGCUACGUGCCUUUACUGCGCAACGGAAAUUUAUCUUCAUAACUACGAAAGCAAAGAAACCUGACCAGUCCAGUUCGCAGUUCUUGCAAAUGUGGAAGCCCAUCCAAGAAGCCGCCACGUCCGUCGGCGACCUUCGAGAUGCGAAUCGGGGAAAGCCUACCUACAAUCAGCUCAGCGCAGUGGGCGAGAGUAUUACAGUGCUUGCUUGGGUGAUAGUGGACCCAAAGCCUGUGAAGCAUGUAGAGGAAUAUUUGGACCAGGCCAAGUUUUGGGGCAAUCGAGUAUUGAAGGAAUACAAGGACAACAGGGACCCCAAGCAAGUGGAAUGGAUACAAGCAUACUAUCAAAUCUUCAAGGACUUGAUCGAAUACAUCCAACAUGCCUUUCCUCAAGGAAUCCCUUGGAAUCCUAAGGGGGUCUCAGUGGAAGAAGCAGUCAAAUCCGUGUCAGAAGCACCACCAAGCUCUCCUACACCACCAGCCGCAGGUGCUGGAGCACCUCCGCCACCCCCUCCUCCUCCAGGACCUCCGCCACCACCUAUGAGAUUCGAUGAGCCCAAAGCUGCCCCCGUGACAGAUAGUGGACUAGGCGCGGUCUUCAGUGAGCUGAACAAGGGAGAAGCUGUUACGAAGGGUCUCCGGAAAGUCAACGCCGACCAAAUGACACACAAGAAUCCGUCAUUGCGAGCUGGAGCUACGGUACCGACUCGAAGUGACAGUCAAUCUAGCGUUUCUUCGAUAUCUCGCGGAAAAAGCCCUGCACCUGGCAAGAAGCCAAAGCCAGAAAGCAUGAGGACUAAGAAGCCUCCUGUGAAGAAACUGGAUGGCAAUAAAUGGAUCAUCGAAAAUUUCGAGAACGAAACUGAACCCAUUGAAAUCGAAGCCUCAAUAUCCCACUCCAUUCUUAUCACCAAAUGUAGCAAAACAGUCAUCAUCGUAAAAGGCAAAGCAAACGCUAUAUCCAUCGACAACUCCCCCCGCCUCUCCCUCGUCAUCGACUCCCUCGUCUCCUCAGUCGACGUUAUCAAAUCUGCCAACUUUGCUCUGCAAGUCAUGGGCACGCUCCCCACUAUCCUCAUGGACUCUGUAGAUGGAGCUCAAGUUUACCUUGGGAAAGAUAGCAUGAGCACUGAAGUGUUUACCAGUAAGUGCUCGGGGAUUAAUCUGAAUAUCUUUGGCGGCGAGGAUGAGGAUUAUAAGGAGGUGCCGUUGCCGGAGCAGCUUCGCACAAUUAUUGGGGCUGGUGGCAAGGUCAUUAGUGAGAUUGUUGAGCAUGCUGGUUAA